AGAUAUAAAUAAAAAAGUUAACGUGUUUCUGCUACCGAAAUUAUAGUAGCGUACAAAAACUGAAAAGUAACGAUUGCAGUUACAACUCAACGUAAUUUGUUAAAUUCACAAUGUUGUGCGUUUCAAAUUUUGGUCGCUACUAAACAGAUCAACCACUAAAUGUACUCGUACUCGUCGGCAUACCAUCACUGACAGAUGUUUAACGAGCAACCUGCCGUAUGUUUUUGACUUUUCCUGUCAGUUGAUUGAAGUAACGCGAUAAUAACACACCACUAAAUUCUAGUAGUGCAUUGCUUGUGAGGACAUUUCUUUUUGUUGUAAAGCAAUUUGUAUUGAGACAUAAUAUUUAAACGGCGUAAGACUAACACAAAAAAAAAAUUACUAAUUGGUUAAAAUACUUGCGUUGUGUAGAGUAAAUGUUACUAAAUCAAAGUUGUACAAGUGUUUACCAAUAAUAACAAUAACAAGCCAAACUAAUUUGUUGUACGCGCAACACAGCGCUAUUAGCCAGUACAUACUUAUAGGAAGCAGGUACCGACACACUCGUUCGCUUGUUAUGGCGUCCAGUGGCAAAUAAUGGCAGCGAAUUAUUAAAAAAUGUGAUAUUAAUGUGCAAGAAAUUGGCAAAAAAAGAAAGGAUUGGGCUAAGUGCUUGUGAAAAUUUAAAAAAAUCGUGUAUAUGAAAAAUUAUUGCGACUUGUGUGUUGAGUUAUUAAUUUUUCGCUUUGCUUUGUGUAAGUGAAUUGUGAAGGAAUUUGGCGUCGCUGCCGAUUGUGCGGAUUCUUGUGGUAAAGCAGGCUUAGCAGGCAACAGAUAUUUGGAAAACACCAACACUGACCGCUGACCAAUUGCAAGUGUAAAUUCCAGCGACGAUUCGACUACAAUAACGAAAAGCGAAUGCGCAAAAUAAAUGUGAAUUUCUGCCGUAAAAUCAACUGAAUAUUAUAAAUUCACGAAGGAGGCGGAAUUUUCCACUUUAAAGGACGGCAAAAUGCCACGCAAUGGCUGUGAGGCCAAUGGAGGCGUUGCCAACGAAGGUUGCGCUUAUCCCGAUGAGCUGAUCAUGGAGCAGGGUGUCUCCUUCAAUGUGCGGUACACCGGCUGCGUGGAGGUGAAAACUUCAAUGAAAUUGCUGAACUUCGAAACGAGAACCAAAGUUGCGCGAGAAUGCAUCAAUCGUGUCUGUGCAGCGGCUGGCCUCAAAUCGGCCGGCAAGCGGCGUGUGGACAAGAAGAUACUGCACUACAUCUCGGAUCGGCCGCACAUGCAGAAUGCCGGCACAAACGUCAUCAUCAACGUGUCAAGUCGUGCGCUGGAUUUGGUGAACGCCGAGACGGGCCAACGCAUAGCCAGUCACAAUAUGCCACACAUAUCCUUUGCAUCCGGCGGCGAUUCGGACACUUUGGACUUUCUGGCGUACAUCGCCAAGAAUGAGGACGAGUGGCGCGCCUGCUACGUGCUCGAGUGCAUCGGCGGACAGAGCGAAGACUUAAUAUUGACAAUCGGCAAAGCGUUCAUGUUGCGCUUUAAUGCAAUCAAGCACUUGAAAAGCCAAGCUGUUUUGAACCUCAACACGCCGGCGGAGAAUAUCAAGGACUACUACAAUGACUUGCCGGACAAAUUACCGCCGGACUUGCUGAGCGAGAACGAUCUGCCGCCGGAAUUACAAAAGCAAUUGCUGCUGCAACAUCAACAGCAGCAGCAACAACAGCAACUACAACAGCAGCAGCAACAACAAACACAAUUACCUCAACACCAAGUGGGCCAGCUGAAUUUGAAGAAACCACGCGAUCGUCUCAGCAGCAAUCUCAUCGACCUAAAUAGUCCACCGCCGGAUCAGACCACGACCAAAAUGAAUCUCAGCAACUUCGACCCAAUGGCCGAUACAGAGGGCGCUUGUGCGCAACCGCAAGCACCCGUGCGUGACGUCUUCGAUAUGCAACCCUUUUCGCUGUCCGCCGAAGUGCAGCGCUCACAACUCAACACCGAACUGUGGUUCCAUGCGGGCAUCAGUCGUCAAAUUGCUGAGGGUAUGCUCGAAAACGAUGGUGAUUUUCUCGUACGCGAGUCACAGGGUAAACAUGGUCAAUACGUGCUUACCGGUUUGGAGGUGAAAACACCCAAACAUCUGUUGCUAAUCGACCCGGAAGGCGUGGUGCGCACAAAGGAUCGCAUUUUCGACAGUAUUAGCCAUUUGAUAAACUAUCAUUGGGCUAAUGCUUUGCCGAUCAUUUCCGAAGAUUCCGAAUUGGUAUUACGCAAUCCCGUGUUACGGCAAACGGCCGUGCAGCAACAACAAGCACAAACAGCAAUUGCAGCGCAUCAUCAUCAUCACACACAGCAACAACAACAACAGCCACAUGCACACCAUGCGCGUUCAGUUGUGAAUUCUUGAUGAACCCCCACGUGAGCCUGUAGAAAAUGUUGAGAUUCUUAUUGAUUAAGUACGAGUACAUACAUAGUAGUUAGUAAGUAGUUAGUUUUAAGUUGCACGCAACGUGGACAAAACGUGAAAAAGUGUCUGUAUCAGAAUGUAUUUUGCAUGUGUAGUGUUAUGCGCAUAGUUUUCGUAAAUUUUGAAAAUAUUUUUUUUAUGUUUUUACUAAAUGCUUUCAGUUGUAUUUUUGGUUGUUAUUUUUAUCAUUUUACUUUUCAUAUAUUAAACGCACAUUUGUUGGUAUUUUAUUAUAAAAAAAAUAAAUUCUAUUUUUUCUUUCAAUUUAUUUAUUUUUAUUUAUAUAAACUUUUCAUUGACUCGCUUAAGCCAUGGUCGUUGCUAUAUGUGACCUGGUCUACGAAAAGGGAGCUAACGUGCGAAAACUAGUUUUCUGGGAAACAGCUGUUAAAAAUAAACAACAUAAACUCGUUAUCUCAUUUUUUAUGUCAUUUUUUGACACCUAAGCCCCCUUUCCGUAGACCAGGUCACAUAUAUAGUUUUUGGGAUAUCGAUCUGAAAUUUUGCACACGUUCUUUUCUCUCUAAUAAGCUGCUCAUUUGCUGGAAUUGUCGAUAUCGGAUCACUAUAGCAUAUAGCUGUCAUACAAACUGAACGAUCCGAAUGAAGUUCUUGUAUGGAAAACUUUUUUAUUUUACAAGUUAUCUGCACGAAAUUUGUCAUAAAUUGUUUUCUAAGGCAGCGCUACCAUCUCCGCGCAAAUUUUUCAAAUCGCACCAUUAUAGCAUAUAGCUGUCAUAUAAACUGACCGACCCAAAUAAAGUUUUUGUAUAGAAAACUUUUUUAUUUGGCAAGAUAUCUUCACGUAAUUUGGUAUAGAUUAUUUUUUAAAACAAGGCUACAAUCUCCGAACAAAUUGUUCAGAUCGGCUCACUAUAGCAUGUAGAUGUCAUACAAAAUCAGAAAAAAAUAAUUUAUGUACUCUUUAUCUGUGAGGAAAGCACAUGUGAAGGGUACUAAACCUUCGUUGCAGCCGAAGUUAAAUUAUUUUUCGUUUUUUUUAUAUGUUUCUAAACAUAUUUUUUUUUAUAUCUUUUUUAACAUUUUUAUUUUUUUUUUCUAAAUUUUUUUUAUUUUUUGUUUUUUUUUUUAAUAUAUUCUUUUAUUAUAUUUUUUGAUUUGCUUUGACUAGCAUUAUUUUUUGAUUAGCUAUGCUGUAUGUAUGUACAUAUUUUUUUCUUCUAAAAACUGUAUGUGUUUGUCAUUUAUUUUUGAAACGUAUACAUAUCUACAUAUGUAUGUAAAUAUUUUGUACACCAUAUUUGCUAGCUUUUUCGAUUAAUACAUACAUAUCCCGCUUCAAAGCUCAAACAAACCGGAACUGACACAAUCUUGAGCAUAAAAAUAUAUACUUAGUUAUAUACAUAUAUAAGUACAUACAUGUAUGUAUUUAUAUAUAGUAUUUUUUAAGCUUAGCUGUACGUAGACUAACAUGUGAGUAUUAAUACAAACAUAUUUACAUAAAACUUUAUAUUCAAACAUAAUGCAAAGCACAUUUUCCUUUUUAUCAAAAUGCAUUGCGAAGGCUACAGGAAUUCAUAGUUUAUAACUUCUAUACAUAGAGACCAUAGUAUAUCACUACAACAGUCUUAAUAACAAUUUUAUACAAAAUAAAUAUAUACAUAUUUAUAGGAGUAUGGUCAUAUAUGUAUGUACAUACAAGUAUGUAUGUAAGUAUGUAUAUUUAUGAAGCAUAGCAUAUUAAAGGAAAUUUAAGGUUAUGCCCAUAUCAAAUGCUUAAGAUAAAAUAAUUACAUAUAUAUAAAAAUAUUUAUAAUUAUAAAUAUAUGUAUAUAAAUACGGAUUUGCACACAUUUAAUAAUAAAAUUGUACAUACUAUUUUGGAAUAAGAAAAUUAAAGCAAAAAAAAUAACAAUAAUUCUGCUGAAAAGCAUAGUCAUAUACAAAUUGUAGGUUAUAUACAAACAUAUAAACAUUUGAGACGGCAUAUUACCCAAAAAAAAUAAAAGUAAAUAAAAUUUCAAUUAUUUCAAAAAGCUCAUUAGAGUUGCUCGAUUUUUUUUUUUUUUUUUUUUAUAAAAUCGCGUAUGUGGAAAAAGGCUUAUUCUGACCAAUUUUGCCUAAGAGCCCGCUCUAAUGUACAUAACAUAUGCAUAUGUGUAUAGUAUAUCUGCCAAUUAGAUUAUUUUUUUUAAAUCAUUGAUGACAAUUAUCUAUCAAACUCGCGCAUUACAUUUUUUUUAAAUAAUUUUGAAAUUUUUUAAAAGCAUUUUUUUUUUUUUUAAAUUAUGUAUGCAUACAUAUAUUAAAAAAUCAAGUUUUCAAAGCAAUUCCGAGCAUUAUACCAUACAUAAUUCAUUUGUCAAUUGAAUAGUUGCGUCAUCUUCUUAUACAUAUGCGUUUUUUGUGGUUAUAUAACAAUCUCUCCAAAUUGCCUUUUUUACCCGCUAAAUAUGUUGAUACCUCAAAAAUGAAUAGUUUUAUGAAUCUACUUUAAAUACGGUUUUCUCAAAGUCUGAUUAGCAGCCUUCUAUCAGUUAGGUUCUGGUUAAAAAAAAAAUUCCUUGCCCAAAGCAGGAGUCUUGAUUGAGUUAACCAGAACUUAACUGUUAGCUGGCUGGUAAUCAGACAUUGAGAAAACGGCCCUAAGAAACUAAAUUAAGCACAUAUUAUGCAACUAUAUACACAUAUACACACAUUUAAUAAGCUUUGUAGUUGUAUACAUAUGUACAUAAGUAUGUAUGUACAUAUUAUUAUAAUUAUAUAUAUUAUAUAUUAUAAUUAAAAUACUAUACAUUAUAUAUAACACAUAUAAGUAUGCCAGUAAAUACAGAAAUGCAUACAUAUGUAUGUACAUAAAAAUGUUUGUAGAUUAAGAGGAAAGUAGAAAAUAAAGAAAUAUUUUCAAUUAAAGAAUUAACCUCAAAAAAUCGUACACGA
Molecule: messenger RNA, 5356 nt
Organism: Bactrocera neohumeralis
Lineage: Eukaryota; Metazoa; Arthropoda; Insecta; Diptera; Tephritidae
Gene: Shc
Product: SHC-transforming protein 1
Exons: 7
Coding region: 992-2395 (467 amino acids)
Biological process (GO): intracellular signal transduction; cell surface receptor protein tyrosine kinase signaling pathway
Cellular component (GO): plasma membrane
Molecular function (GO): receptor tyrosine kinase binding
Source: RefSeq, a predicted model, not a curated record